GUAGCCGGUGACCAACGAUUGGUUCAUACGCUAUUUUUCCCUCAGAAUACUGGAACCGAUGAGAGUUAUAAACUAUUAUGAGGAAUUAAAAUUAUAAUUAAGAUUUGGAUUUAAGGUUUUCAUCAUGAAUGAAAAUCAACUGAAAUGUCAAAACUCAAUCUAACCAAAAUGAAUGAAUGAAUUUCGCGCGGCAAAAUUCAUGACCUUCUAACUUAAAUCUGAUUGGCUCAUUUAUAAAUUAUAGUCUCGCCAAUUUAUUUAACUACAUUUUGAUUAGUUGAUGGUAUAAGACAAAUUAGUGAUUGUAACUUUGGAACAAAAAUUAUAAUUUACAUUGAUGUACGUAAAACGGUAAUGAUUUUCAAGAAGAAAAAAAAACAAAAAAAAUAGGAAAGAAAAUUCAGGGAAAUUUAUACAUUUCUAAUAAACAAUGUAAUAUUUAAACAAUAAUCUAUGCAUAGCAACAGAUUUAACACAAUUAAGGGAGGUGUUUAAUACAUGGAAUUUAAAGGAAAAAAGAAAUGAAUUUUAUUCAUAAUAAUAAUAAUAAUAAUGAGUACAAUGUAUUGCGAUCCUCAUGUACAACUGCUAGUAAUGAAGAUAAUGAUGGGAUUUAUUCAGAUGAAACAGAGAGUAUGAUUAAUCAUGCAAGAAGUUCACCAAUGAAUGAUAGUAUAGAUACAAUUGCAAAUACAAUUAGGAUAACACCACCACCAACACCAUCAACAGCAAUAACACCAACAACAACACCACCGUUGACAUCAAAAAGUAACACUGAUGAUGAUGAUGAUCAUAGUGAACGAAAUGUUAAUCAUAAUAAUGAUACUAAUUCACAUACAACUAUUGAUGAAGAUUUAAUGACUAGUUAUGAAGCUUCAAUUGAUAUAGAAUAUAACAAUAAUCAUUAUGAGUUACAUAAUGAAUUAAUGCAUAAAUCAUUUCCAAUCAAUUCACUUAAUUCAAUGAAAAAACCAGAGAAACAAGUAACAUUUCAAGAUAUUGUUGAAAUUUCAACAAUUUAUUCUAUUACAAAUGAAUCACAAGAGUCCAUUUCACAUCAUUAUGAAGAUGGUGAUGAUGAUGAUGAUGAUGAUGAUGAUGAUGAUGAUGAUGAUGAAGAAGAUGAUUACAAUGACGAUGAUGAUGAUGAUGAUGAUGAUGAGGAAGAAAUGAAAAUGACGAAACAGAAUAGUGUAAAUAAAAAACUAAAAAAUCGAUUGAAAAAUGUAAUCAAAUCCAAUGAUCAUAAUGUUGGAUUAGUCAUAGCAACAAUAGAACAAAAUAACAAAAAUAAUUCAGAUAAUAAUAAUAAUAAUCAGAUUCUUUCAGAAAAAGAUUUAUUAAGUUUAUAUACAGAUUGGGCCAAUCAUUAUUUGGAAAAGGCAAAUUAUUCAAAUUUAAUAAAAAAUAUACAGAAAGAUUUAUCUAAUGGACUAUUGUUAGCUGAUAUUAUACAUGCAGUAGCUAAUAUCAAAGUUCAACGUUUAUGUCGAAAUCCGAAAACAUCCGCUCAAUCACUUCAUAAUGUAUUGGCUUGUUUUCAAGUGCUCCAGUUACUUGGCAUUGAAACAAAUGGGUUUACUCCUCAAGACAUUGUGGAUAGUAAAUUAAAAUAUAUACUUGGUCUAUUUUUUAAUUUAUCUAAAUUUAAACAAAAAACAAAAAAAUUACAACAAUCUCAAGUAAAUACAAUUACAUCUUCAUCCAUAAUACACUCAUCAGUCUUAACAACAACAACAACAACAACAACAACACCAUCAACAACAACAAUACCAACUAAAGCAACAAUUACAUCAAUUCAUUAUCCAUCAAUGAUUAAAUUACAAAAAAAUCAUAUUUCUAAUGAAAAUGAUACACAUCAUCAUCACCACCACCACCACCAACAACAACAACAACAUCAUGAUCAUCAUCAGGAUUCAUUAAUUGUUCAAUCAACACCACCUAGACCACCACCACAACCGCCGCCACGUACUGUCACUAAUAAUAAUAAUACUACUACUACUCAUAGUAGUCUAUCAAAACAAACAGAUCUAUACAACAAAUUAGACAGUCCAAACAACAUCAGUAACAACAACAACAACAAUCUAAACAAUGGGAAUCAUCAUCAUCAUCGUCAUUAUCAAUCUGGAAAUAAACAAGAAAAUCUUUUAAUCGGACAAUUAAAAUAUCCAAUUAAGAAUUUGAAUGAAACAUUGUCCAAUCCAUAUUCUAAUCCUUUAAUAUUGAACAAAAAUAAUGAGAAUAAUGAGAAUAAUCAUAAUGCCAAUAUGAUUGGUAUUAAUGCAUCAUUAAAUUUUACUAAACCAAAUGUUACAUCAUUACGUUUUCCUUCAUCUAUUUCAAUAACUACAUCAUCAUUCAAUGGUUCGUUAUCAUUUUCAUCAAGUUCAAUUUCUAGUACAAAACCAUUAUCACCACAAUAUCAAAUUAGUAGUAUUCGUCAAUCUAUACCAAGAGCAAAUAAUUUAGUGGAUAUAAAAGUAAAACCUCAAAAAUUAAAUCAAUCUCAUAAAAAGUCAUAUGAUUAUCAAAAUAUUAAUCAUUAUACAGUGAAUAGUGAUAUCAGUAAUCCGUGUAAUAAUAAUAAUAAUAAUAAUUCAUCUGGAACCCGAAGUAAUAAAUUACAACAGAAAACACUUACUACUCCAAUAUCAUCAUUAUCAUCGACAAGAAUAACAACAACAACAACAACAACAACGUCAAUAACAGCAGUGACAGCAACCUCACCUAUAACCACGACUGUACCAGGAUCAUUAAUCUUGAAUAUUAAACAACAACAACAACAUAGACAACAGAAUACUUCUAGUGAUGUUGUAUGCGAUUCAACAACAACAAUAACAACAACAGAUGAACUACAAUCACAACAACAGAACUCGUUAUCUGAGCCUAAAAGUGCUCCAGUCAGUAUUAGCCCUAAUCAUUCAAACAAAUUAAAUAUAUGCAAUCAAUUUAAAGCGUCCAGUUUUGAAAGAUCAGGAUUGAAAUCUGUAUCUGAUUUGAAUAUUAAGUCAUCCAAAACAAAAUCCAAUAAUCAUCAUCAUCAGCAGCAGCAGCAGCAGCAACAACAACAGCAUCAUAACAACUAUCAUCAAAAACAAAGAAAUUCUCCAUCACCAAAAAAAUCAAUAAUCAAUAAACUAUCACCAAGUGAAAUCGAUAGAAAUAAAUUACAAAAUUCUCAUUAUAUAACUAAUUUAUCACCAAAAUUAUCUUUGGAACAAAAAUUAAUCAAGACAACAGAGAUUAUCCCUUGUACAAUAGAGAAUAUAUUACCAUUAUCAACAACAACAACUUCAUCUGGUAUACCAAUGCCACGUCAAUUAAAUUUAUAUCAACAAUCGAAUAUGAAUUCAUAUCAUAUGUCAUCAUCAUCAUCAUCAUCGUCUUCAAAGAUUAAAGAAUCCCCAACAAAAAUCGAUCGUAUUCCAUAUAUGAAUUAUCCAAUUCAAAAUCAAUCAACUUUAGAUAAUCAUUCAAUUAAUAAUACAACUUGUCAUAUGAAUAUGAAUAGUAUAGAUAAUACAUAUCAAACAACUAAUAUUCAACCACGUAUAACAUUAAGUCAAUAUUAUCAUAAUACUACACAGAAACAAUAUCCAUAUUCAAUAAACUAUAAUCAAUCAAUAACAUGUAUGAAUAAAUUAUCUGGAAAUAUUAUACAUACUACUACUAAUACUACUACUCCUACUCAUCCUCCUCCUGCUCCUCAUACUACUACUACGACGACGACUACUACUACUACACCAAUGAAUAUUCAUCAACAAAAUACAAACCAAACUUUAAAACAAAUAACUACAUCUCAAGAAAUAUCAUCAUCAAUGAAUUAUUCACCUUCUCUACCACCGCCGCUUCCUCAUCAUCAUCAUCAUCCUUCAUAUUAUCAUCAACAUCAACAUCAACAUCAUUCUAUCCAAUAUCCAAAUACAUUUAUCUCGGGAACAAAUGAAUUUCACCAUCCAAUUACACCAGAGCGAUCUUAUUCAAUCAAUUCAAUAUCAACAAGCACAAUACAACCAUUAAUGUCUAAUUAUCUUCAUGAUACACGACGUUAUAUGACAGGAAACAGUAUAUUUGAACAAAGGACUAAUCAACAACAACAACAACAACACUUUCAACCUACCCAACAAACUCAUCAAUCUCAUCAUCAAACAAUACCGCUUCAAUCAAGUUCACACAUUAGCAAAACUGGUAUUCCUUAUUCAAAUGAUACUAAUAUUAUUUGUUCUACAGUUAACCAAUCAAUACCCAUAGGUCUACCACCACCACCACCACUACCGCUCACACAAUGUACACAAAUACACAAUCAUCCAUCCACUGUAAACAUACAACAAUACUCACCAAUAAUACAACCAUUUGUUCCACCGAUUUCAUAUCGUCCAGCUACUCAAGCGCCAAAUUCCAAUUUUAUGCCAGUUACACACUGUAAUUAUUCAAGUGUAACAAAUGCUGCUACUACUGUUGCCAUAACGACGACCACCACCACCACUACUACUACUACUAUUUCUACUAUCAAUGGUAUUACUACAACUACGAUUAUAAACAAGAAUAAUGCAGUUAUAAGUCGUCGUGUUAGAAUUCAAGAAACAAAUCAAGCUCAAAAUGUAUCUAAUCAUCAAUCCAUGCAUUCAGUACAACAAGUUAAUAAAACAUCAUUGAUAACAAAAACUAGACAAGAAAUGAAUGCAGCUACUACUACUACUAGCAGUAGUAGUAGUAGUACAUCAACCAAUCUGACAUACAAAUAUUUGCCUAAUAUAUCGUCGCAAACACAAAAUGUGAAAGAAGCUAUCCAACCUUCAUCAGAAACAACUCAUUCAGAUUAUUGUCAUUCUCAAUCUAGUACACUUAAUCCUAUCCAAUCUACUGAAAUAAUUACAACAGAGACCACAUCAUCAGGAUUAACAUCACCAACUCUAUCAGUAAUCAAUAUAGAACAACAAUCAUCAUCAUCAUAUCAUAGAAGUUUAAGUAAAAAAUCAAUAGACAAUACAGAACAACGUCGUAAAGCUCGUGAAUUAUAUGUUGCUUUAAAACAACGUUAUCCAUCAACUAGUCAUAAUAACACUAUAAAUAAUGAUUCUGUAAAUCCACAUCGCCGUCAUCAUCAUCAUCGUCAACAACACCAUCUUAAUAAUGAUGAUGAUAAUGAUAAUGAUAAAAUACAAACAUCUGAUAUGAAAACUAUUCUAAAACCAAAUCAGAAUAAUGAAACGAACCAACAUAGAAAUAACACAUUGAUUACUCAAUCCAUUGAACAAACUAAUACAAAUCCAAUAACUAUACAAACAUUACAACAAUCGAAUACUUUAACUGAUGAUAAUCUAUCAACAAAUAAUCAAUUAAUAAAUCAAUAUUAUUCAGAAAGUAAUUUACAAUUAAUCCCAUCAAAAUUCAAUGAGAUUCAUCGAAAUAAUCUUGAUCCACAACAACACUACCACCACCACCACCACCAACAGCAACAACAACAACAACAACAACUUCCACCACCACCACAACAACAACAUGAACAGCAACAUCACCAACAACAACGGCAACAGCCUCAACAACAGCAGCAACCUCAACAACAACAGCAAUUACAACCCAAUCCAUGUGUAUCAGAGAAAGUUGAUCUAUAUAAAAGUAAUUCAUUACAAUCUAAUUUCAUGAAAGAACAUUUAAUGAUGAAUAAGAAAUGUAAUUCAUCCGAUAAUAAUAAUAAUCAUCAAUCAUCAAAUGAAUCGAAUCUAUUGUGGUUAUCAAUCAGAUAG
Molecule: messenger RNA, 5747 nt
Organism: Schistosoma bovis
Lineage: Eukaryota; Metazoa; Platyhelminthes; Trematoda; Strigeidida; Schistosomatidae
Source: the annotation of a GenBank genome assembly